Messenger RNA from Magnolia sinica, 1420 nucleotides. Its product is annotated as binding partner of ACD11 1-like. The coding region runs from base 196 to 1131 and encodes 311 amino acids. The record is from RefSeq and is a predicted model, not a curated record. Lineage: Eukaryota; Viridiplantae; Streptophyta; Magnoliopsida; Magnoliales; Magnoliaceae. The transcript is spliced from 6 exons. Gene Ontology annotation, molecular function: RNA binding.
UGAAUUUUGGAUUCGUCGGCCCUCGACGGAAGAGCUGAUGACGUGGCGUCAGUUACAGAAUGUCAAAAUACGAACAUCCUCCGUCAUUCGAAAAAACAUAGCCUCUUUCUCUCUUCUCUCUCGGUCUGUCUCCUUGAUUUGGAUUUUCAUCCAGAUAUCGCCAUCGAUUCUGCAGAUUCAAGAGAGAUUCUUCAAAUGUCGGCUCCCAUGGAUCACUGCAGCCCAAAGACAGGAAUGGACACACAGUCAGCUGUUACACCGAAUUGGACAAUCGAUGUUUCAGAUAUAAGGACGGUGAAAGUUAGCAACAUUUCUCUAGCUGCAACUAAGCAGGACAUCAAAGAAUUCUUCUCCUUUGCAGGCGAUAUCAUAUAUAUUGAAAUGCGAGGUGAAUCUGAAAGUUCUCAGCUCGCAUAUGUUACUUUCAAGGAUCCACAAGGAGCAGACACGGCAACACUUCUGUCGGGGGCAGUAAUAAUUAAUCUUUCUGUCAAUAUAACUCGUGUGGAGGGUUACCAGUUGCCUCCUUUGGCUUUUUCACCACCUUCGCAGGGGACGCUCUCAGGUGGCGAUUCAGUGGUAAAGAAGGCAGAGGAUGUGGUGAGCAGCAUGCUUGCCAAGGGUUUUGUCCUGGGGAAAGAUGCCCUCAGCAAGGCCAAGGCCUUGGAUGAGCGGCACCACUUGAUAUCGACCGCAUCCGCCACGGUUACGUCCCUGGACCAGAAGAUGGGCCUGAGAGAGAAGCUAAGUAUGGGGACUGCCGUGGUCCACGAGAAAGCAAGAGAGGUAGAUGAGCGGUUCCAAGUCUAUGAGAAGACAAGGUCAGCCCUCACGGUGGCGAGCAGUGCCGGGUCGGCCCUCAUGAGCAACCACUAUGUGUCGGUUGGGGCAUCAUGGCUGUCGAGUGCAUUGACUGCGGUCACCAAGGCAGCCGAGGACGUGAGCUUGUUGACUAAGGAGAAGGUUGAGCGGGCUGAAGAGGAGAAGAAUGAGAGCAUUUAUAGGGAGAGGACAGCUAUCGUCAGCAAUUUUGCUCAGAUUCAUCUCGAAGAUGAGCUGGUGGAAGCUGGUGAACUUCCCAUGGUUCCAAUCAAUUCUGCUACUGAAGAAGGUAAGCUCGAGAUCAUAUGAAUGUUGUUGCUUGGAAUUGUUACAUUCCAUAUCUCUUCUCCUCUUGUAUGAUUUCUCCUGUUAUCCUUGUUCUAUCAGUUGGUUGUGGCUCCGAUUAUUCCUUGUAGAUCUCCAUUCUUCUGUAUCGUUGAUUCACAAGUCAGGCCGGUCCGGGUUGAUCUAGCAUUGAUAUGCAUUAUUUCAUUGGACUUGGCUUUUCAAUGAUUAAUUCACGCAUAUUCUAAUUCAAUUGGAUAUAUAUGAAAUUUCUGCAUUUAUUCCAAAAUCAGUCUACUCUAGAAUUAUGUGA